Messenger RNA from Acaulospora colombiana, 474 nucleotides. NCBI's taxonomy places the organism in Eukaryota, Fungi, Glomeromycota, Glomeromycetes, Diversisporales, Acaulosporaceae. The record is from the annotation of a GenBank genome assembly.
CUGGUCCUUACCACUUCGAUCCUACCGAUGACUGCCCCAAAUAAUACAAUAUACAUAAAAAACCUUAAUGAUGGAAUCAAUAAACAGGAGCUCCGAUCACAACUAUAUGCUCUUUUCCUCCCUUACGGUCAGGUCCUCGAUGUCAUUGCUCUCAAAACACCAAAAAUGAGGGGUCAAGCCUUUGUCGUAUUCUCAGAUCUAGUAUCUGCCACCUCUGCUCUUCGUGCAUGGGAUGGGGAAUUAUUCUAUGACAAACCAAUGCGGAUAGAAUUUGCGAAAACCAAGUCUUGGGCUACGUUAAAAAUGGAGGAUCCCAAUUUUGUACCUGGUAUUGGAACUACCAAUGUCCCCGCUCCUCCCAAAGGCGAGAAAAGGCCACGAGAAGCAGAUGACACAGACGAGAAGACAGCCAAGAAGGAAAAAAGGGCCCAAGAACCUGCUGAGGAAGAAAUGGAGAUCGAGGACGACGACUAG